CAGACAGUUUUGACAGUUUUGACAACCUCAAAACGAUUUAGAAUUCUGAGAGACAAUUUUCUAUUUUUGAUUCCGAGUUCAACCAUGCCACCUAAGAAACGUAGAAGGGAUACUACCCCCGAAAAAGAAAAUGCAAUUUAUAAUUUUCUGGCAAAUUUAGAGUUGACAAGAAUUUGUCCCGAAAAGUUUUUUGAAAUUAUCUUUAUUGCAGAAGCAGAUGAAGAAACAAACGAAAUAAUGAGGGAAAUCAUCAAUGCCUCUAUAAUAUAUGAAGAAAUAUCGUGUGCAACUUUCAUAACUCACGAUGAAGUAAUAAAUAUGUUGGAAAACUUUUCUGAAUCUGCUGUUCCCAUGAUAGUUAAACUCUAUUUGGAAGAUAUUAUACAAGAAACUAAACAAGAGUUUAUUAAGAAUCAAAAUUUGCAAUUGAAUAAACUAGCUCAACUAAUAAAAUUGAAACUGUUCGAAGUAAUGUAUCAGCAUUACGAGAAAAAAAUUAAUAGAAUGGAAAGGAGGAAAUGUUUGGAAAAUGAGCUUCAAAAUCUUUCUAUCUACACGAAAAAAAGUGAAGGUUUAAAAAAAACUGAUGUGAAAGAUGAAGUCAAAAAACCCAUGUCUCCAUCAAUUAAUGUAGAUACAAAAAGAAGUAAACCAAAAAUAUGUGAAAAAUCGGUCAUUGAAAGUACUAUUUUCGAAACUAUCAAUUUGUCCAAGUUAGAUGGUGACAAUAAAAUUGUUUUCGAUGACGAUAUAUCCAGUCAAAGAUGGUUUUAUAUUUUUCAUGGAUUCUAUGAUCCAUUCCUUCUGAAAGAGUUGAUUUCCAAUCAUAAAAUACCCAUCAGUGCAAUAAUUAGGAUAGAGUAUACUAGUUCUUCAACAAAUCAUAAAUGCGAAACUGGGGAAAAUAAGUCAAACCAUUACAAAACUUUCUGGAAAGAGGUAUCAAACUAUUUUGAUGGCCCUGAAAGAUCGAAUUCAUUUGAAAAUAGUAUCCUUAUGAAGUACAAUAUUUCUGGAAGUAAUUAUGUGGAGAUUUUCGAGGGACUUCUGAAUAUCUUGAAAAGAAUUUCUGAUAUUAAAUACAAACAUUUGAAUUACAUACGACAUAUGAAAACAUACAGAUUUCAAAAUAUUAAUGAAAUGUUGCCUGUAGAUUGUUUGAACACCUAUAAUAGAUUGUUGAGUCAUAUUCCCACGGAGCUUGUUGACGAGCACGUGAUUCUUAGUAGUCUUCUCGAAGAAAUCGAUUCUAGAAGUGUAAACAUAAAUGUGCUCGAAAGAUUCAAUAUCGAAAAAGAAAAGCCUCAACAGCCAGUAAAAUUCAUAGAAUGUACGAAUCCCCUUCAUUUGAAUGAGCAUUCGAGAUCUAGUCGAAAUUAUAGAGACAAAUUUUUCCCAAAACGUUUGACUUCCUACAUCGUACAUGAGAAUGACAUAAACCAGAUUUUAUUGAAGGAAUAUAGAAAUUGCGGUGCGUUAGUAGUCGAACUAUUGACUAAUGUUUGGAAAAAUGCAUUUCCAUUCAACAUUCUCAAGAAAAUUGAGAGAACGUUUCAUGAUAUAUGUCAUAAACAUGAUAUUGAUCCUUCCACUAGAAAAAAACAAGUUGAAACCGACAUAAUGGAGCAUUUCUUGUACCUGUGUCUAUUCAGUGCUUUGAUAGAUACAAGUUCUUCUGAAGUUCUUUCAUACAGUAAUUCAGCAGAAUAUCUUUCAACUUAUAACCGCAUAGAGUUUGAAAAUAUGUUGAAACCAGGAAUAGUUAAUGAUGGUUCUGAAUGUGAUAUUUCAACAAACCUAUAUGACCCAUCUCCCAUGAAAUAUCUUUGGAAAGAACAACUGUCUUCGGAAAUUCUAUCACAAGAGCUAUUGAGAGCAAAGCAAACCUACCUUUAUAUAGAUUCCAAGUACUCUCCUGAAACUGAUGACUUGUUGAUACAACUGUCCGAUAACCUUGGAGGAUUUGGUACCAAUACUAAAUUUUUUGAAGAAGCAGUAGUAACUCCAGUCUGUUUGAGAGAUUUCUGUAAGUAUGUGCUAGUAGAACAAUCCAAAUGGCUGGAAGAAAACACGUCGUUGAAAAAUAACAGCAAAGGUGAAUUCGGAGAGAACUGCGAAGGAGUGGAGCUGAUGAAAAACCUUGAUUUGUAUAAGGACUAUAGAUAUCUGCUCAAUUCCAAAAUGAUACUUGAAGAAGAUAUGGACAAAUGCACAAAAGUAGAAGAAAUGUCACCUUCUGAAAGUAUUCGUGAGCAAAUCCGAAUCGAUCCUACUAAUGGUAAUGGGAUGAAUGAACCAAGUGAAUCAGUAAAUAAUAAACAAUUUUUGGGAUAUGAUUUAGGAACUAAAUACCAUUGUGUCAGAGGUGCUAGGACUACUUUCUGCAGUCACGAUAAUGUAAAAAUCGUAGUAGAAAAUACUGGAAUGAUCGAUAAUGAAUCCAGAUGUUCAGUGAACUUGACUUGUAUGGGUAAUAUCCUCACGUUACAUUCGAAAAUAUUGAGCGACUACACUUUCCACUGUACUCUGAAAAACAAAACCGUAAUAACAUUUAUAUUGCAAGAUCACAUGAAAAAAACUAAACCAAAUAUUUCACCAAGGAUAGAAGUUUCUUCCGAAACCAAUGAAGAACCAGGGAUCGAUGAUACUGAAAUGGGUAUUUCGAUUUUCAAUAAUGCCAACAUCAAAGUCAUAACCGUCAACAUGGACGAUUUUACUAAAAAUAGUAAUUAUAGUACACCACAUAAUAUAAAUUCAUUUGAACCGAAUGUAUUCAACAAUUUGAAAGAUGCAAUUGAUGGAAAUUAUUCAGUAUAUAAGGUUGGUAACAACAUGAAAUUCUUAAGAAGACUUGAAAACAGAUCCGAAAUACCUCUCAGUGGUAUUCUCAGGAGAUUCAUAGAUGAAGUCGCUCAGAAACCAUCGUCUGAAGCAUUCAGUAAAAGAUUUGUAAACACAAAUGAUACAAAAUCUAAUUUAGCAGUGGAAAAAACAGUUGAUUUUCGUAUUUGUUUACCAAAUGGCUUAUAUAUAAGUUGUUAUCCAUCGCAAAUCAAUGAUAAUUUGGUAGAACUGAAACAGGAAUAUAUAUACCUUCCAUUAGUAAACAACGAGGAAUUUAGACUCUUCACGAGAGAAGGUACUGUCUUGAUAAAGAAAACAGACGGCACCAUUACUCUAUUGAAAUCCAAUGGAGACAUCAUUACUUUUGAAAAGCCAGAUAGUGAAAAUGACCGCAUCAGACAAUCCAACCUCAAAACAUGUCAUUGCAAAAACAUUAACGAUUACCGAAAGAAAAUUACCGAAAUAAUAAAAGACAGUACACAAAGUCGCCGUUAUUCCAGUAGAAGAGCUUGUUUCCAGACCAAAAAGGGAUAUAUCAUUAGAGAAGAUCUAUCUCAGGUUCUUGAAAAUAUGCAGGUACCGUAUUUAAGAAGGAUGUUACUACGAUUUGACGGUACCAAAACAACUCUGGAAAAAAACCAUAUCACUCAGAAGAAACUGUUCUACACGACCUGCGAACAAGAUUUUUUGGCAGAAGAAAUUUAUUUCGAAAGAGAAGAUGGAUUACGGAUCAUUUUAGAUAAAAUGGGAACUCAAAUUGUCAAAUUUCCUGAUGGCACUAAGAUUUCCAGUACUGUAUACGAGUCGAAAGAAAUGAUGGACGGUUACGUUUACAUUUCUUUGUUAUUUUCAUACGAACACCUAUAUUAUGCAACAGUCUCUUAUAAUCCCAAUGAUGACUUGAAAGUUUAUUUGGAUAACGAUGUAUGUCUCUCUCGACAUGCAAAUGAUACAUUAACGCUGAAAAUAGGUACCGAUGUAUCAACCGAAAUAAGUGACAAAAAGGUUGAAUUUGACAAGCAUUGUAACGUAUGUGGAUCAAAUUAUAUUUGUUCAUUCAAUAUUAGCCCCUUUAUGAACAAAAAAUUCGACCCAACGUCCCAAUUCUUGCAUGCUCAAGAUAGUUACAAUAAACAUUUUUACUCUGAUUAUGAAGGCAACUGUAAAAGAAACACGAGUUUCUUGAACGGACCUCAUAAUGCUUUUGGUUGCAAUCAUUAUAAAAACAAUAUUUACAAAAAACUAUUUGUCAUUAAUAGAACUUCUGGAGUACAAUUUUGGUCGAAAAGUAUGAUUGAUUCGAAGAAAAGAAAUGAAUCUGAUUCCAUAAUCGAAAAAAUCAAAAUGAAACGCAAACAUCUUCAUUUCAUACAAUUCAAAAAACAUUAUUCCGAAAGUUAUGCGGAAAGAUAUUUGAAUAAGACUAUAACGGGAGAAAACGUAUGUCUGACAAAAUAUAAACAAGUUCAGAAAAAAGAGCUCCUUUAUACAACAAUCAGGGUCAUUAAAAAAGUACUAGACUCCAAAAAAGCAGAUGCUCUUUUAUCAAAUUUUCGAAAUUGUUCAAUUGAAGAUUUCGACAUAUCUUCAAUUGCUCUGACGAAUGCUUUCUUGAAGGACAUUAUAGAAAAUAAUGGGAAUAUGAGUACGGAGAAAACUGAAACUCAUGAUGUCACAAAGCCACCUGAGAAAGAAAAAAAAUGCAAGUGUCACCAAAUAAAAUUAACAUUUUUAGGGAAAGUUGCGCGAUGGAAAGAAGAAUGUGACCGUUUUCGAAAAAUGAUUAAAGAUCCAGUUCCUGUUUAUUUCGAAUCACAAUUUUGUCAAAUUAUUGAAUAAAACAUCCCCAACUAACAA
Messenger RNA from Leptinotarsa decemlineata (Colorado potato beetle), 4701 nucleotides. RefSeq lists its product as uncharacterized. Gene Ontology annotation, biological process: axonemal central apparatus assembly; epithelial cilium movement involved in extracellular fluid movement. NCBI's taxonomy places the organism in Eukaryota, Metazoa, Arthropoda, Insecta, Coleoptera, Chrysomelidae. Gene Ontology annotation, cellular component: axonemal central apparatus. The record is from RefSeq and is a predicted model, not a curated record.